AUGGGCGACGACAGCGAGCGCGCUGCGCGGGAGCUCAAGGAGAAGCAGGAACGCGAGGCCUCUAGCAAGCUUGCCAUCGCCAACCCCGCGCACUCCAGCGCGGGUUUCUUCUCCAUCUCCUCCUUGCACGCUCAAGCCGUCGGCCUCUCCUCCAUCAAGGGGCAUGUUCCCGUCGAGCUCGCCCUCGACACUGGCGUUCACCGCCAAUGGCGCACGUUCUUCCGCGCCACCCUUCGCAAGUACGCCCUGCUGGAUCACAUCAACACGGCUGCUCCGUCCGAUCCGACGCCGGAGUGGACUCUGCUUGACGCCACGGUCGUCUCGUGGCUCUACGGGUCCGUCUCCCUUGGCCUCCUCGACGCCGUCAUGAAGCCGGGCGAUGAUCAUAUAGCCGUCGAGCUCUGGACCAGCAUCAACAGCCUCUUCACCGACCACAAGAUCAACCGCCAGCUUCAUCUCUCCACCGAGCUCGACGGGCUUGACAUGGGCGAGCUGACGAUGAAGGACUACUUGACCAAGGUUAAGAGCCUUUCUGAUGGCCUUACUGAUCUAGGCGCUCCGGUCGACGACGCCAAGCUCGUCAUCCAGUGUCUCAACGGCCUCCCCGAGCAAUACGACCCGGCUGCCGAUCUCAUCUCCCUCAUGCCCGGGAUGAACUUCGACAAAUGCCGAUAUCUUCUUGAGCUUCAGGACAUGAAGAAGAAGAACCGUCGAUCCCGCUCUGGUGACACGGCUCUCUACUCCGCCACGCCCAACCCAAACCCUAACCCUGGCAAGGGUGACGGCAAGGGAAAGAAGAAGAAGAAGAAACAGGACAAGGAGACGCAGGAAAAAGAGGUCGCGCCCGCCACGGCCCCGGCCCCAGCCGCCCUAUCUUGGACGCCAAUGCAGCUCCCCUGGAACGGCGCCUUUCAGGUGUGGCCCUACGGCUAG
Lolium perenne is the source of this 933-nucleotide messenger RNA. NCBI's taxonomy places the organism in Eukaryota, Viridiplantae, Streptophyta, Magnoliopsida, Poales, Poaceae. The record is from RefSeq and is a predicted model, not a curated record.